GUGGCAGUCUAUAUAAUGAGCAGAGGCCGUUACGUUGGGCGUAGUGCUCUUUUCUUCUUCUUCUCCUUCCCUCUCUCCUCUUCCUCCUCCUCAUUUCCAUCGUUUGUUUCUCUCUUUGCAUUUUGGGGUUCUUCUGAUACACAUUUUUGUUUGGAGGGAGAGGAGGAGAGUGGAAGCGCCGUCGUAAUGGCAAUGGGGGCGGGUUCGAAGAAAUGGGUGGUCUCUCUGUUUUCGGUUCUCCUGUUUGUGCUGUUCGUCGGAGCUAUGGCUAGAGUUCACAAAGACGAAACCCCAAAAUUGAGUGAGGAGGUGGAGAAAGAGCAGUUGCAGAGCUCACCAAACUCAACAAUGGCGGCAAAGUUGGGAGGAAUUGAUGAGGAGGGUUUGAAUGAACACGCCGUGGAUGACCCAGAAGAGGUUGCAAGAAUGGUCGAAAUGGCCACUAGAAAUAGCACCGAGAGGCGUAACCUGGGAUUUUUCUCGUGUGGGACGGGCAACCCUAUUGAUGACUGCUGGCGUUGUGACGCCAACUGGCACAAGAACCGGAAACGACUUGCUGACUGUGGUAUUGGUUUCGGGCGCAAUGCAAUUGGUGGUCGUGAUGGCCGAUUCUAUGUCGUCACUGAUUCUGGUGAUGAUGACCCUGUUAACCCCAAGCCUGGCACUCUUCGUCAUGCUGUCAUCCAGGACCGGCCUCUCUGGAUUGUGUUCAAACGCGACAUGGUUAUAACAUUGAAGCAGGAACUCAUCAUGAACAGCUUUAAGACAAUAGAUGCCCGUGGAGUGAACGUGCACAUUGCGAAUGGAGCGUGCAUUACGAUUCAAUUCGUUACCAAUAUUAUUAUUCACGGCCUCCACAUCCAUGACUGCAAACCUACUGGAAAUGCCAUGGUGAGGAGCUCGCCUACACACUAUGGUUGGAGGACUAUGGCUGAUGGAGAUGCCAUUUCUAUCUUUGGGUCGAGCCACAUUUGGGUUGAUCAUAAUUCACUCUCUAACUGUGCUGAUGGUCUUGUGGAUGCUGUCAUGGGAUCCACUGCCAUUACCAUUUCUAAUAACUACUUCACCCACCACAAUGAGGUUAUGUUGUUGGGUCAUAGUGAUUCCUAUGUCAGAGACAAGCAAAUGCAGGUGACCAUUGCUUACAAUCAUUUUGGCGAGGGCCUUAUUCAGAGAAUGCCAAGAUGUAGACACGGAUACUUCCAUGUUGUGAACAACGAUUACACUCAUUGGGAGAUGUACGCUAUAGGCGGAAGCGCAAGCCCCACCAUCAACAGCCAAGGCAACAGAUAUCUUGCACCUACCAAUCCUUUCGCAAAAGAGGUUACAAAGAGGGUCGACACGGCUGAAGGUCAAUGGAAGGGUUGGAACUGGAGGUCUGAGGGCGACCUAAUGCUCAACGGUGCCUACUUCACUCCAUCUGGAGCCGGAGCAUCAGCCAGCUAUGCCAGAGCUUCAAGCUUAGGUGCUAAGUCUUCCUCCAUGGUUGCAUCUAUCACUUCUGGUGCCGGUGUUCUUGCUUGCCGCCGCGGCCACCAAUGCUAACAGUCUUACCCUCACUAAACAAAAAAAAAAGCGUCUUUUCUUCUUCUUUAGCUUUCCCCCUUUUUCAUCCAUUCACCUUUUUUCCUGUUAGAUUCCAAUUCACUCCUUCCAAGCACUACCUUAUUAUAUCCACGAUUGUUUGUCCAUCAUCCAUUCACAUUGGCAAGUGUACAUUUUUUACACAUGUCCAGUACCUUAAUCCACUCUUCACCAUCCAUCCAUCCCCACACCAUCCCAUUGUUGCCCAACCUCGGCCUGCUUCAAUCAGAAACAAAAAACAAUACUAUCCCAGAGGCAGGUGCAGAAGCGUUGUCCAAACCAUUUUUCUUCUUUUGUCAGUGCUCAUCUUUAUAUGAUCUCCUCUCCUCAGUCUCCCCUCAGUCUACAGAAAUUGUGUCGGCUUCCUUCCUUCCGGUCUCCAUAGGAACUAAACAAUAUUGUAAUUUCUUUCUCUUUUAGCUUUCUUGAGUGAUACAAGCUAUAUAGUGUGAAUGUCAAAACUUUGAGUUAUGGAAAAAAGAAAAAAAACAACCAGACCUUUGUAGUGGAUGAUGAUGAUGAUGCAUAUUAGCAAAGGUUCAUUUUGCCUUUUGAUUGUUUACUCUUUUUGGGUUUGCCUUAAUUUGUCAAUGAAAGCAAUCUUGAUGUUGGUGUUUGAA
Messenger RNA from Sesamum indicum (sesame), 2204 nucleotides. RefSeq names its product putative pectate lyase 8. Lineage: Eukaryota; Viridiplantae; Streptophyta; Magnoliopsida; Lamiales; Pedaliaceae. Gene Ontology annotation, molecular function: pectate lyase activity. The record is from RefSeq and is a predicted model, not a curated record.